Molecule: messenger RNA, 6046 nt
Organism: Carlito syrichta (Philippine tarsier)
Lineage: Eukaryota; Metazoa; Chordata; Mammalia; Primates; Tarsiidae
Gene: ADARB1
Product: adenosine deaminase, RNA specific B1
Exons: 10
Coding region: 1-2253 (750 amino acids)
Biological process (GO): RNA processing; adenosine to inosine editing
Cellular component (GO): nucleolus; cytoplasm
Molecular function (GO): double-stranded RNA binding; tRNA-specific adenosine deaminase activity; double-stranded RNA adenosine deaminase activity
Source: RefSeq, a predicted model, not a curated record
AUGGCAUCGCUUAUCAUGGGAACUUUGCACAUGGGACCCUUCUUCAGCAUCAUGGGGCGUCGGUAUAAAAGGAGGCGCAAGAAACGCUCCGAGAGGAAAGACAGAAACAAUCUCCGCCAGUCAAGAAAUCCUCAAAAAUAUUUGGCCAUGGAUAUAGAAGAUGAAGAAAACAUGAGUUCCAGCAGCACUGAUGUUAAAGAAAACCGCAAUCUGGACAACGUGCCCCCCAAGGAUGGCAGCACACCAGGGCCUGGCGAGGGGGCCCCACUCUCCAAUGGGGGUGGCGGUGGCCCCAGCAGGAAGCGGUCCCUGGAGGAGGGCAGCAAUGGCCACUCCAAGUACCGCCUGAAGAAGAGGAGGAAAAUGCCAGGACCUGUCUUACCCAAGAAUGCCCUGAUGCAGCUGAAUGAAAUCAAGCCCGGGUUACAAUACACGCUUCUGUCCCAGACUGGACCCGUGCACGCGCCUUUGUUUGUCAUGUCUGUGGAAGUGAAUGGGCAGGUUUUUGAGGGCUCUGGCCCUACAAAGAAAAAGGCGAAACUUCAUGCUGCUGAGAAGGCCCUAAGGUCUUUUGUUCAGUUUCCCAACGCCUCCGAGGCCCACCUGGCCAUGGGGAGGACCCUAUCUGUCAACACGGACUUCACGUCUGACCAGGCUGACUUCCCUGACACACUCUUCAAUGGCUUCGAGACCCCUGACAAGGCAGAGCCGUCCUUUUAUGUGGGCUCCAACGGGGAUGACUCCUUCAGCUCUAGUGGGGACCUCAGCCUGUCGGCGUCCCCAGUGCCUAUCAACUUUGCCCAGCCUCCCCUUCCCAUUCUCCCACCAUUCCCACCCCCGAGCGGGAAGAAUCCCGUGAUGAUCUUGAAUGAGCUGCGCCCAGGACUGAAGUACGACUUUCUUUCUGAGAGUGGGGAAAGCCACGCCAAGAGUUUCGUCAUGUCCGUGGUUGUAGAUGGGCAGUUCUUCGAAGGUUCGGGGAGAAACAAGAAGCUUGCCAAGGCCCGGGCUGCACAGUCUGCCUUGGCCACUGUUUUUAAUUUGCACUUGGACCAGACGCCAUCUCGCCAGCCUAUUCCCAGCGAGGGUCUUCAGUUGCAUUUACCACAGGUGUUGGCGGAUGCUGUCUCGCGCCUGGUCCUGGGUAAGUUCGGGGACCUGACCGACAACUUCUCCUCCCCGCACGCUCGCAGGAAAGUGCUGGCAGGAGUUGUCAUGACGACAGGCACAGAUGUUAAAGAUGCCAAGGUGAUAAGUGUUUCUACAGGAACCAAAUGUAUUAAUGGUGAAUACAUGAGUGAUCGUGGCCUUGCAUUAAAUGACUGCCAUGCAGAAAUAAUAUCUCGAAGAUCCUUGCUUAGAUUUCUUUAUACACAACUUGAGCUUUACUUAAAUAACAAAGAUGAUCAAAAAAGAUCCAUCUUUCAGAAAUCAGAGCGAGGGGGCUUUAAGUUGAAAGAGAACGUCCAGUUCCACCUGUACAUCAGUACUUCUCCCUGUGGAGAUGCCAGAAUCUUCUCGCCACAUGAGCCAAUACUGGAAGAAUCAGCAGAUAGACAUCCCAAUCGUAAAGCAAGAGGACAGCUACGGACCAAAAUUGAGUCUGGUGAGGGGACGAUUCCAGUGCGGUCUAAUGCAAGCAUCCAGACGUGGGAUGGGGUGCUGCAGGGGGAGAGACUGCUCACCAUGUCUUGCAGUGACAAGAUUGCACGCUGGAACGUGGUGGGCAUCCAGGGAUCACUGCUCAGCAUUUUUGUGGAGCCCAUUUACUUCUCAAGCAUCAUCUUGGGCAGCCUCUACCAUGGGGACCAUCUUUCCAGGGCCAUGUACCAGCGCAUCUCCAACAUAGAGGAUCUCCCCGCUCUCUACACCCUCAACAAGCCUUUGCUCAGUGGCAUCAGCAAUGCAGAGGCGCGACAGCCAGGGAAGGCACCCAACUUCAGUGUCAACUGGACGGUAGGCGACUCUGCUAUCGAGGUCAUCAACGCCACGACUGGGAAGGACGAACUGGGCCGCGCGUCCCGCCUGUGUAAGCACGCGUUGUACUGUCGCUGGAUGCGUGUGCACGGCAAGGUGCCCUCCUACUUGCUGCGCUCCAAGAUCACCAAACCCAACAUGUACCAUGAAUCCAAGCUGGCAGCCAAGGAGUACCAGGCCGCCAAGGCACGUCUAUUCACAGCCUUCAUCAAGGCAGGGCUGGGUGCCUGGGUGGAGAAGCCCACAGAGCAGGACCAGUUCUCCCUCACACCCUGACCUGGGGUGCACAGCAGGAACAGGGGCUGUCGGGCAUCCAGCAUCAGCCCCAGAGCCUCGCCUCUGAACUGGGGGCAGGUGCACACUCGGGGAGGGCAUGGGGACGUGGGGGACCACCAGGCGUGCAGCGCCGUCCCGGCGUCUCAUCGCAGAACUGGGCAGGGGUGUGGCGUGGGUGUGCACAGGGCUAUGGGGCACAGUCGCCACCUGGCCUCUUUCCCACAGCGUCGCCCCUUCUGAAUCGUCCAGCGACUGCUUUCAACCUCCGUUUACGUCUAGAAAUUGAGUUCUACUGAGUAGGGCUUCCUUAUGUCUAGGAAAAUAGAAACUACUUUGUGUGAAAUUAUUGAAUAAAUAAUUUAUUCAGAGCUAGGAAUGUGGUUUAUAAAAUAAGAAUUAUGUCAGACCACUUUUAUGCCACAUCAUUUUAAUUGCAAGAAAGCAUCUCCACAUGGAGGCAGGGAGAAGGUAGCAGUAGGAAGUAGUCACCCACAGGAGCUGCCACAUGUAUCUGAGCUUAGGUUUCUCCAUAGGUACUUCCGUGGUUAGUUUCACAUAUUAGAUUUAAACAUCUCUCCUGGGAGCAGACUCCCAGCAUGAUGUAGUGACACUGGGUCUCACCACAGUGACUGUGUGUCCCUUAGAGUUGUGACCCAGGUCCCUGUCACCCUCAGCCGCCUCUAGAAGCUUCUGUACUCCUUGUAGGAUCAGAUCAUGGAACCCUUUUCUCAGUUUACUUCUAAAUAAUCACAGAUAAAAUAUGGCCAGCGACUCUGUGCUGGCAUUCACUUGGGUUUGUAAGACAAUGUUUAACUUGUAUGAACUAGAAGGAAUCAUAGGGGCUCCUGCACAUCCCACAGCCUAGAACUCCCUCAUUCCUUCCUCUGAAUCUAAUGGACAUGAAUGACUGCCCAAAGACCUUCACAGGAUGGAAACAGGAUUAGUUAAGUGGAUGUUUAUCCUUAGGGAAAUGCCACAUUUUAAGUUUUUAAAUUAUUCUUUCCAGCUUUAUCAAAGACAUGUUUGAAAAACCAAAAGCAUCCAGGUGAGAGUGGGUAAGCCCACAUGCCGCUGGCAUAGUAUAGACUAGACAUUGACUGUCAUAACAGGGGGCUCAGGGAGCUGCGCUCAGGGCCCUUGGUGCAGACUCCCUCAGCCAAGCUCAGAUUCUGCACUGGGUGCCUUGUUGCCUCACUCAGGAUGAGAGGGGAGUGGGAGGGGUGUUCCAGGUCAGUGUCCACCUUCAGAGGCGUCUCCUGGUCCCAGAGAUGGGUGCAGACCCCACCUCCCAGCAUACCCCCCCCCGAAAAGUCUGGGGUGUCAGCACCUGCGUCCUUUAUGGGCUUACAGAAAUAGGAACAGGAGCAGAGGGGCUGCCAUCAUCCCCAGCAGGUCUCAGGAGCCCUGUCUGCAUGUGUGCACAUGGAUGUAUCAUGGCUGUCUCCCCUGUGUGGUAAGAAGGGACACUACUCAGGGCUCACUGUUGGGGACACAGCCAGGUUCAAAACGUGAACAUCUGUCCACACCAGCCUUUUCUCCUGAAGAGGAUAGUUGUCUCCAUAAGCCAGUCAGAGCAGUCACAAGCCAGUCGGCCCCUGCAUCACCAUGGGGAAGGGGUGGGUGAGGCAUAUUUGGGUAAGAUGUGCCAGGGUUUUCUUCAUGCCUGCAGGAGGAAAGGUGUCUGGGGUGUCACUGCCCUCCUAAAGCAGGCUCUUGUACACUCUAGGAGACAAUGUGUGAGGCUAUGUUUUUAUUCUUGUCUCUACAAAUUGUAUUUUUUUCUAAUGGGGAUUGGCAUUAGUUUUUAAAAAUAAGUGAAUUUUGGUUCCGAAGUUUAGUGGAGAUAUAUUCCAUAUGCACAUGAAGCUGUGCAGUAUGCCUAGCCAUUACCCUCUGUCAGGUCAUAGUUGGCAUGACUGUGGCUGCCACCUCCCUGCCCACAUCAAUGAAUGAGUGCCUCACUGAAGCCCAGGGCUGAGUGAGGGGAUGCCUGUGGCAAGGGCAGGCACAGGGCUCCCCACCCAGAGUGACCAGGCCUAAUUCAGAAAGUCCUGGGGAGGGUGGGGGCAAGGGACCCCGUGUACUCCUAGGACAGCUCUGUGAUCAGAAAAAUAUAAGAAUGCCAACUCCACCAUGAGACAAAUCAGGAAACAUAGCACUUUACCCUCCUUUGGACGCUGGCGUGCGUUAUACUGUAGCUAUUCCUUCAAGGGGCCGUGUUGCUCCUGUGCCCUCGAUCAGGACUUUAGAGACUUUGCAGAAAACUGAACACAAUGAAGAGCUUGAUUUUUUUUUUUAGAAAAAUCUUAAGUGUUGAGGACAUUUUAAUAGUAGGGGAUGGGAAGGUUUCUGUUUUGUUUUGUUAGCUCCACCUGAAGCAUUAAUUCCACAGAGACACUGUCCCUCAGCACCACUCAGGUACACUCUGCCAGGGCCACGUCCAACAAGGAGGUCAGUGCCAACAAGAGGUCCCCUGGAGUGGGGGAGUGGCGUAUUCCGAGCCAGGAGCCAGCUGCAGGUUGAGUGGGUGUCAGUGUGAUCACCUGUGUCAGCCCUGGUCACCUGCUCAUCGUGCCACAAGGGCCACCUCUUCCCAGCAAAGAACUGCAGUUUUGAUUCUGUUUUACUGUAGCUUCUCAUCAUCUUUUCCUAUUUUGGAGAAUUUUUUCUAAUUAAGAGCAGUUACUUUAAAAUGUACAAGAUGACAUAAGGCAUUGGUUUCUCUGGAAUUUUUUUUUAUUCAAAUAAUUGUCUUACAUAUCCCCAGGUUGCAGUCGCUUCUUUCUUUGUAAGGAUGGGGUUUCUCCCGUUUCACACAGGCACACUGAGGAGGUGGUGGCUCUCUCCUCACACAUGCAGAUCUGUGGGUGGAGUGUGUGACUGUGGGUAUCUGCACACCUGGAUUUGUCCCCUUUCUCAAAAUCAGGGAACAGGUACAACACAGAUGGAUCUUUUUCACUUCUGAAAUAUUUUACACCAGAAGUGUAAGGUCUGCCCUGACCGUAACUUUGAUCCAGCAAAGAAAGGAAAUUAGCUGACUCUCCCUGCCCCUCAAUUCCAUCAAAUUAUAGACUGUCUCAAAAGGCUCCUUUUUAUCAACCCAGACUACAUAAGAGGAAAGGGCAGAGUAUUUGUGUCCAGUGUGUGGUUUGUGUGUCCUUGCCCCUACCAUGUUGUGUGACAAUCUCUCUGAGUGUAAGGAGAAGGGAGCACCCACCUGAGGCCAUGUUUGCCCAAUGCUGGGGGAUAGGACUAGGGAAGGUGCCGAGGUGGGUGGAAGGUCUGGCAUGGUCAUGACUAGUUGUGAGGGUGUGUCCAUUUUUUUGGUCCUGUGUGAAAGUCCUCCUGUCUGGCAGCAUUGUCUGCACUUCUGUGUUUACUGUUUGGAGGGAUGGCUACCAAACCCCAGAACAUGGAUUCUGGCCACAGCAUGAGCUACUGUUCUGUACACAGCUGCUGGGCCAUUCUUCUGAGCAUACAUGUGAGUGAUGAAAAGCACAGUUACUGGAACACGAAUGGAGCGAGCCCCUAAAGCUGUGUGCUUAUCCUGGCUUUGGGUUAUAUGCUUUUAAUUUGAUUUUAGAACUUGGACACUUUAUAUGAAUGUAAUCCAGCCAAGAACCCUGUUGCUAAGCUACAGUCCUCAGUGUCCUCUGUAUAUCUGUGUAUCUGCCACACCUUCCAGCCUGCAUGAGCUUCUUCUCAGAGACCAGCCGGGACUGAGCAUGAGACGCUGUCAUAUAUAGACAAAGGGUUUGAGAUGUUCUCAAUAAAAAGCAAAAUGUUUCACUAC